This is a messenger RNA of Baudoinia panamericana UAMH 10762, 2874 nucleotides long. RefSeq lists its product as uncharacterized. The coding region runs from base 1 to 2874 and encodes 957 amino acids. Gene Ontology annotation, molecular function: protein phosphatase activator activity. Gene Ontology annotation, cellular component: nucleoplasm; protein phosphatase 4 complex. The transcript is spliced from 2 exons. Gene Ontology annotation, biological process: DNA damage response; protein dephosphorylation. The record is from RefSeq and is a predicted model, not a curated record. Lineage: Eukaryota; Fungi; Ascomycota; Dothideomycetes; Mycosphaerellales; Teratosphaeriaceae.
AUGGCACUGUCGCAGUCGUCACUGCAGCAAGAGCGCAAGCGCGUCAAAGUGUAUGAGCUAAAGAAUAACGACUGGUACGACCGUGGCACCGGCUUCUGUUCGGGACAGAUCUUUCAGACGCCGACGUCGACGCAAGACAAUCCUGACGGCCGCAUUAUUGUGGUGAGCGAGGAUGAGCCGGAUCGAGUACUGCUGGAGACGCAUAUUACCAAGGACGAUGGCUACCAAAAGCAGCAGGACACUCUCAUCGUUUGGACUGAAACCAAUGGCGUUGAUAUGGCGCUCAGUUUCCAGGAGGCGGAAGGUUGCGCUGGCAUAUGGGACUUCGUCAGCGACAUUCAACAGCGGUUGUCCACGCUGGCGCCGGAUGACGGUCUCUCCGAUGACCUGCCAGACCCUGUCCAUGCAGUGAUCCUUCCACAGCCCGAGCUUGGCAGGCUGGACGAAGUUGACAACGCAAUUAGAGGUGCGUCUACUUCACCGGCUGGCCGGGACGCACUGGUCAAGUUCGUCAUGAGCCCGGAGCAGAUGUAUAUAUUAAAACUUGCGCCACUGGUGGAAGAGGCAGAACGGCGGGAGUCGGUCUCUGAUCUGCAUCGCUUGUGCAACAUCGUGAAGCAUCUGAUUCUGCUCAACGACACGUCGAUCAUCGAGUUCGUGGUUACGGAUCAAGCAAUUAUGGGCGUCGUUGGCGCACUAGAGUACGAUCCAGACUUUCCGUCACAUCGCGCCAAUCACCGGCAAUAUCUCUCCGACUCGUCCAAAUUCAAAGAAGUCGUACCUAUCGCGCAUCCCGAGAUACGCAAGAAGAUCCAUUACACGUAUCGCUUGUUGUACCUCAAGGACGUUGUACUUGCACGGAUACUGGACGACCCAACGUUCAGCGUUCUCAACAGUCUCAUAUUUUUCCACCAAGUCGAUAUUGUCAAUCACCUUCAGGCGAAUCAGUCGUUCUUGGACGACCUUUUCAACAUCUUUGCUGACAGUUCAGAUGAGUUCAGACUGAGCAAGCGGAAGGAAGCUGUACUGUUUAUACAGAAUUGCUGCGCCGUCAGUAAGAACAUACAAGCACAGAGUCGGGCGCAGCUGUAUCAGAACUUCAUACAUCACGGACUCUUCGCGGUCAUCACUUUCGCAUUACGGCAUCACGAUGCUGCAGUGAGAGUGGCCGGCACGGACAUCUUAGUAGCUCUGAUUGACCACGACCCGCACAUGGUCCGCAACCACAUAUUCAACUCCAUGAAGGAGAAGGUGACACCACUCACCGACACUCUCAUUGAGCUGCUACUGGUGGAGGUAGACUUGGGCGUGAAAAGCCAAAUGGCGGAUGCGAUCAAGAUUCUACUGGAUCCGACGAGCACAAACGGCUUGGAGAUGAUGCGCGCCGGUCAAGCUAACAGCGAGAUCAUGGCGAAGCGAGGAGGGGCGAUGAACGGUGUGGGUGGCAACGGACCGCAAGUUUCGCCACAGACUGAGGCCUUCAUCGAGAAGUUCUACAAGGAAUCCGCCCUGAGGUUGUUCAAGCCGCUAAAGGACCUCGAAUUCAGACCUACAGUGAGGGACUUGAGCGUGCAGGAGACGAGCUUGAUGACGCAUCUGGUGGAGGUGCUGAGCUUCUUCGUGCGACAACAUACGUACCGCAGUAAGCUCUUCAUCUUGAGCGAGAAUCUGCAUGCGCGGAUCGCGCAACUGCUGGGCUGUUCGCACAAGUACAUGAAGCUCACGGCGCUGAAGUGGUUUCGGACAUGCGUCGGUUUGAACGAUGAGUUUCACAAUCGCCAAUUGAUCCAGCAUCGCCUCUUCGAACCGAUACUGGGCAUUGUGUACGAGACGAUGCCAAGAAACAAUCUGCUCAACUCAGCGUGUCUGGAAAUCUUCGAGUACAUCAGGCAGGGAAGCGGUAUCAAGCAGCUGAUAGUGCACUUAGUAGAGCAGUACCGGACUCGUUUGAUGGAGAUCACUUACGUCAAUACCUUCAAUGCGCUGGUACAGAAAUAUGAUGCGAUGCAAGAAGCGAUGCAACAGGGUUACGUGCCUUCUUCCAACGGCACCGAAGACGUGAGCUACAGUCAGGAAGGUACGCCUGCUCAGAUGGUGAACGGGCAGCGAUUUGCAGGUCUCAAGGAGAUGGACAAUGAUGAAGAAGCUUACUUCAACGCUGAAGAUGACGCGGAGGACGACGAGGUUCUGGGUCUCCCUACUGCGGCGAAGGCCGGCUUGCCAAACGGAGCUAGUCCAGUGCGGCCGCUUGUGGACUACCCUGACGACGAAGACGAAGGUAUGUACGGCCUGGAUCCAACAGACAUGCUUGCUUCAAGUCCGGACCGGGAUAUGCAGGUCGCGAAGAAGGACAAGGGCAGUAGCUCCUCGGAUACUGAUGUUGGGCUCGACGCGAUGGAGACGGAGCCCACGAACGAAGAACAGACGAGCCCGGAUACACACGAACGCGGCCGGGAUAGAAGGCCGGUGCCAAUCGAGGGCUCACCGGGCCGGCAGCAUAGUCCGCCCGAACCUGUCCCAAUGAAGCGGAGACGGGAAGAUGAUGACGAGGAUGUGCUGGGUACCUUGAUGGGUGGCACGAAACGCAGGAACUCGUCCGCUUCUAUUACAAGCCAGUCGCGGAAUCUUCAGCUUGAUGGCACUCCGGACGCGCAUGCAUCCCCUGUCCGAUUGGGAGCGCAGGCGGAUGACCUGCCUCCAGCGCGAGGACCCAUGCCAAGUCAGACGCUGAAACGAAAGGGCAGUUUGAGGUCCAAGAAUGAGAGCGGCGCGGGACGGUUCGCGAUCAAGCAUGUCAGCAUUGCCGCGGCGAAGCAUGAUGCUGGGGCGACGGAGAACGGCAACGGUGCGGGAGGCGAUGGAGGCAACGGCUAG